Messenger RNA from Guyanagaster necrorhizus, 2295 nucleotides. RefSeq lists its product as uncharacterized. The transcript is spliced from 9 exons. Bases 8 to 1948 code for a protein of 646 amino acids. The record is from RefSeq and is a predicted model, not a curated record. Gene Ontology annotation, molecular function: protein binding. Lineage: Eukaryota; Fungi; Basidiomycota; Agaricomycetes; Agaricales; Physalacriaceae.
UACGACCAUGAAGUCCGUGCGCCGCUCAACCCGGAAUGUGACCAGGAAAUCGUAUGCCAUCGACUUGGACUCUGACGACGAUGAUGCCCGGGAUGUUCCCCUUGACUUGCCUUUGAAACGGCCAGCUACUGCUAGUGGUCCGAAUGGCCCAGUAGUGAAAAAGAGGCGAAACCUCCGGGGGUUUCUUCGAAUGAUGAAGGAUGUCCCUCUAGAUGUUGUAUAUGAAGUUUUCGGACACCUGGACCCCCUGGACUUGUUACAACUAUCAAGAACGAGCAAGCAACUCCGACAUCUACUCCUACAGGAUUCUGCUAGAUCAGUUUGGAAGACAGCUCGUUCUAAUGUCGAUGGCUUACCAGAUAUACCGCCAGAUCUAAACGAGGCGCAAUAUGCUCAACUGCUCUUCGGGACAUACUGUCAGUCCUGUCUGAAGCCUGCUCGACGAGCGCAAUGGGAAACACGCACACGCCUUUGCAAGAAAUGCUUCCUUACUUCACCAGAUUUUAUAGAUUGGAUGAGUCCACAAAUUGAUUCACCGUGGCGGCUCUACAACCCCCUCGUUUCUAUGGAUGACGGAAGAGCAAUGUACUUUCGAUACCAUCGUCUGUAUACUCAAAAGCUGAAGCAAUCUUAUGGGAACGUUAAAGAUGAUUCCGAGCAACUGCAGAAGUGGCGUGAGAAUGCUAAGAUGGCCUAUAAAAAUAUUAAGGAGCACGCAGAGAAAUGCGAAUCCUGGUACCAGAGCCGGGUUGAACGUCGUGGCAAAGAGCUUUUGGCUAUUCGAUUCAAAAGGCUUAAAGAUAUAUCAGAUAGAUUAAGAACCCUCGGUUGGGCAGAAGAGAUCGAGAAAACGGACCCUGCUGCUCUGCUUUCACACAAACUUAUAUGGCAACCAAGGCCACUGACUGAUCGAAUCUGGGCUGGUAUAGAAAUGGCCAUUGUCACGUAUAUGGAAGAGCUAAAGGCUAGUCGUCUUCUCGCUGAGAGACUUCGAACCCUAGGUACCCGAUCCAAACUCUUCACAAGACUCUACAAGGCUUUCUUGGCUACUCAACCUUCCUCCACACCAUAUCCUAGUCCUGUCGAUGCCCUAAUCUCCCCUCCAGUUAAGACAAUCAUUGUCGGCACACCUAUUACCCAAGAGCUCACGGAAGCAAGCUUUUCAGACGCCUUCGCGCGCUUUUCAGACUAUUCAAAGCAAUGGAAGGAGACGGCAGACACAGAGAUAGGCCUUCUGAUGAAAGAAGUCAAUCAAGACAAAUCACACCUCCAUCUUGCAACGACGACAUUCCUCUGCCGUUCCUGCAAGAAAUACAUUUCCUAUCCUCGUAUCCUAUCGCAUUCAUGCACAACGGUUGGGUGGCUCGUUCCAAACGGUUUAGAUGACGAUGAGACAGUUAUGCGACGGAGCGUUCUCCCCAUUUUACCUUGGUCAACCCGUGCGGAUAUGGUGCCCAGCCAGUGGAGAAACACAUGUCAGCUCAUCGAGUUGGUCUGUAAUCUGGAUCCCAGCAUAACAACGACACAGGACAUGAAUAGUUGGGACCCAGUAUUCACUUGCAUUCCUUGUUCGAAUGAUUGGGAUGGACGGCUAUUAAUGAGAUGGGAGCAGGCCAUCCUUCACACAAUCCACACCGAUACUCAUGAAUCCAUUGAUGUCGUUCUCAAGCUUGUCACAAACGAACAAGAAUUAAGGCUCUUCGAGGUACUAGAGUCCAAUGCAGCGUCCGAGAGGAAGCUUGGUGUUCUUCAGCAGGAGGGGAUACUGUCGAUUGUUCGGUUGCGCUGUAACCAUUGCGACUUGAUGUUCAUAUCAAGAGAAAUGACCGACCACCUCAGAAACGACCAUAGCGUACUGGUGCCCUCGCCUAGUGAUUUCAACUGGCACUUGGAUGACAACCGCUUGAUCCGCUCAGCUGUGAGGGUUCCGAACGCCUACUUCGUUUAGUGAAAGACUACUACCCAAAGCGGUCACUAUCACUAAUAUAUCGCACGACACAAGUCAGGCAGAUGAAUCCGUAUCCUUAUUGAACAACUAGUAUACAUACAUGUACAGACGAUCACGAACGAACUCAAACAACAAAACGAGAUAUGAGUGGAAGGGUAGAUUGAAGUAUAUGUACUCGUAGUGUAAAAGUCCAUGCAUCAGGAAUGGGUGGUGCUACAUUGACAGAGAUGUGGGGAUGCUGAUGCAACGUUCGUUCAUUGAUUAGGCUGUAUACUAGCUUGUGCUGACAAGCAGCACACGAAAGUAGGAUAAAUAUGGAUUCCGGGAAUAGUGACAUAUAUAAGGUG